AAGAUUCCUGGCGUGAGAGAAUGCAGAUCGGUUGUACAAUGUCUACUGCCCAAGAUCAUAGAAUUACAAUUUUGUUUCGAUUAUUUUGCGAUGUUUUAACCAUGUAAAAAGUCACUUAUAUUCAACGAAAAAGUUUCCAGUUUGUAAGCGACAAGCCAUAUUGGUAAAGACAUAUGACGAAAUAAAAAAGCGCUACAUCGCUCUAUCACACGUGCACACUUACGUGCUGCAAAAGACAACCGUUUUUACAACAUUUCAAAGCAUUUUACAUGCGGAAGGAGGCGUAUUGAUAACUAUAAAAGCUUUAGCUUGAAAGAAUUACACGAAGGAACGAAAGCAAUUAUAUAUACAUUCUGCUGUACAAGAUAAUUGGCCAUAUAAUUUUCAUUUGUACGUGUAGUGAAGAUUUACAAAAAACUGAAAAGUUCAAGAGCAAAAUGAUCUGGUGGUGUGUGGUUCUUACCUCCGUGCUUUGCUCUGGUGUCCUAUCAAGAAAUAAUUCCAGUCAUAACUCACACAGAGCUCGGCAAUUGAAGGGCAUCUCAGGAUUUGGCCAAUUUCAAGUUCGUUUAGUUGGAGUACAAAAUAUCGAAGGAGUAAAAUAUGACGGUUCAUGUUGCGAUGGCUCUCGUUCCAUUGUUCACGGUUCAUCGAGAUGUCCACCAGAGAAUUGUGAUACUUUCUUUCGUAUAUGCCUCCAACAUUAUCAAGAGACGGCGGAGGAAAAUGGCGCUUGCACUUUGGGUAACGCAACUACACCUGUAAUAGGAAAGAACAGUUUCGACAUUCCAGAUUCUGCGACUAGACCAAACUCGAGUUUUCAAAAUCCUAUUUCGAUGCAUUUCAAAUUUUUGUGGAUGAUACGGUUUAAUCUUAUUGUGGAAGUCUUGGAUCAAGACAUCGAGUCUGGCAUAGAGCGCCAUGAACUUAUCGAGCGUGAUGUCAUACAGCGGCAGUUGAUGCCAAACGUAAAAUGGGUAAAAGAACGUCACAAUGGUCAGAGAGCGACGAUUAAAUAUGAAUACCGGGUAAUAUGUGACAGCGGUUAUUAUGGAGCGAACUGUAAGACCUAUUGUCAACCAAGAAACGACGAGUUUGGUCACUAUUCGUGUGAUGAUAGCGGAUCGCAAAUUUGUCUACCGGGAUGGACAGGCAAACCAAAAUGUAUUAAAGCUAUAUGUAAGAAGGGCUGUGAUGAACAACAUGGAUCGUGUUUGUCACCUGGUGAAUGUCGUUGUGCAAAUGGAUGGAAAGGCGAGUUGUGUGAUCAGUGUAAACCGCAUUCAAAGUGUGUUCAUGGUUCGUGCUCAAAACCCUGGGAAUGUGAAUGUCACUCCUCAUGGGCAGGAAAGUAUUGUGACAAAGCUUUAAACAUGUGUUCCCGAUCAUCGUGGUGUCAAAAUCAGGGAACAUGCAUCAAUUCGGGACCUGGCGAAUAUAUAUGCUUUUGUCCUCCGGGCUUUACUGGAAAGAAUUGUGAACAAGACAUCGACGAAUGCUUGUCUUCUCCUUGUCAAAAUAAUGGAACCUGUUCAAAUUUAAAAAAUAACUAUACGUGCAAUUGCAUUCUUGGUUGGGAGGGAAGAAAUUGUCAACUGAACGUUAAUGAUUGCCUAAACAACCGCUGUAAGAAUGGCGACUGCAGGGACAAGGAAAAUGAUUACGAAUGUGAUUGUUCACCUGGCUGGGAAGGAAAAUAUUGUGAAAAAAACAUUGAUGACUGCGCUUCUAAUCCUUGUGUCAAUGCAUUGAAAUGUAAUGACUUACAAGAAGAUUUCAGUUGUGUUUGUAAAUCAGGAUGGAAAGGGAAAACUUGUAAUGAGAAUAUAAAUGACUGUCUUGGUUGGUGUCGACACAACAGUCGUUGUAAAGAUUUGGUGGACGAUUACGAAUGCAAAUGUCCGCCAGGAUAUACAGGUAAAAAUUGUGAAGUGGACAUUGACGACUGCUCAAGCUCGCCUUGCAUGAACGGUACAUGUGUUGAUGGUGUUGAUGAAUACUCUUGCGUGUGUACAACCGGUUUUGAAGGUCCCAGAUGCGCUAACGAGACCAACGAAUGUGCUUCAAACCCUUGUGUUUACGGCUCGUGUUCGGAUAAAUUGAACGACUAUACUUGUGAAUGUAAUUCAACUUACUAUGGUACAAACUGUAGCAAAGAAAUAGGAUCAUUGCGAGAUAAAUGUUACUUGGAAAAUAGAUGUAAACAUGGAUCUUCGUGUAUAACGGAGGGAAACGGUACCAAAUGCAUUUGUCUUCCUGGAUACACAGGAGCUCAUUGUGAAGUUGAUAUUGAUGAUUGCAUGAGUAGUCCUUGUGACAAUUCUGGAACUUGCAUGGAUCGUGUUAAUGGCUACGUGUGCAUCUGCCCCAUUGGUUUUGCGGGCGAAAAUUGUGAAAUAGACGUCAAUGAAUGCGAUCCAAAUCCCUGUCAUCCUCUUGCAACAUGCGAAGAUCUUCCAGGAACAUAUAAAUGUAAUUGUUCAAUUGGUUUUACUGGUGUGAACUGUAAUUAUAAAAUUGAUUACUGUGGUAAAGGCAGUCCGUGUAAAAACGGAGGUAGAUGUGUUGAUGGUCCGAGCAACUACACUUGCGUGUGCAGUCAAAAGUUCACUGGACCUCGUUGUGAAACCGCUGUUGACAUAUGCGACGGCAAUCACUGUAAAAACCAAGGAAUAUGCGUUGAACUUUCCACUGGCUACAGUUGCAAUUGUGCAGAAGGGUUCACGGGCUCAAACUGUGAAUUUAGAACUGACCCUUGUGUGUCCAGGCCUUGUCUGCAUGGUGGCUCCUGCAUUCUUACAGACAGCUCAUUUCUAUGCAAUUGCACAACCAGCUAUACUGGCGAGCAUUGCGAACAAAAGAUCGACCAUUGUACGAAGACAAUCUGCCAGAACGGUGGAACAUGUAUUAAUGUCAAUUCUACUGCAAUGUGCGUGUGUACUCCUGGUUACAAGGGGGAAUACUGUCAGAUUGAAGUCGUCAGAUGUCAAUCAAACUCAUGUCCACGAAAUACAGCUUGUAAAGUUCUCGGUGAUUCGAUAAAGUGUCAUCCAAAAGCGAUCCUGCCUUGUGACAACAAUCCUUGUGCAAACGGUGCAACAUGCCAAAAUGUUGCUUCAUAUUUUACUUGCUCGUGUCCACCUAACAAGCGAGGAGAGCUCUGUGAUCAAGAAAUUAAACUUUGUGAAAAGACGAUUUGUCACAACGGUGGAACUUGUCACGAUGUACCUGGAUCGUUCAAAUGUGAAUGUGCAGUCGGCUUUACUGGUGCUAAUUGUAGUGUUGACAUUGACGAUUGUGCAUCUUCUCCUUGUGUUGGAGGAGGCCGCUGUACAGACGGAAUUAAUUCGUUUAAUUGUACCUGCCCCGAAAAACGAUAUGGUCAUUUGUGCCAAUAUAGAACACCGGACAACUGCUUGAGACUUUUUAACUACCAUGAACAUUCCAGUACUUGGCUCGAGGAUUGCAACAAGUGCACCUGUAAUGAUGGUACCGUCAAUUGUACCCGGGUUGUUUGUCCGCCAACGAACUGCAUCUCACAGGGCUGUGGCGAGCCUGAUUACGAUUGCGUAAAACAAAACGAGAGCUGUCUACGCGAACCUUGCUCACCGUUUGGGGAAUGUAGAAAAGAAGGAAAAGUACUGCAUAGAAAACUCGAAUGUCUUCCUGUAAGCGAUGAUUGUAGCAAAGUACAUCUGGUAUUUUUGAGGGACAAAUUGCCAAGUGGAACUCUCCUACCAAAUUUUUGUCGCUAUCUCAGCUCUCUGGAUCUUUUCCAUCGUUACGCUAAAGAUAAAUACAUCCAGGUCACGUGUGAUGUCUCACCUUCAAAUGACGCUGCCAAAAGCAUGGCUAUGAAGGAUGCUAAAGUUACAGUUGUUGUUGCGAGUGACGAAGGGACUGGAAAUGCAGUAAAGGCAGCCACAGAUUUGGCAAAGUUUGUAAAGCUGCAAUCUGAAUCACCGGCCAUGGAUGAAUUAAACAAAACAAUUGUCAAAAUCAUGUUUGCCAUAACUAAAGUAACAAUUGAACGUCCAGUUGUGUACGUUACCCGCAAAGAAAACCCAGUGUAUAUUAUUCCGUUGAUAUUGGCAUUGUCAGCAUUGGUCGUGUUCGUGUUAUGUGUCUUGCUGACCAUUAUUUUUUGUGAGAGGAGAAGACGUCGUUCAAAGAAACGCUAUCGUCAAAAAAUGUACGAGGAAACAACAAGAUUGAAAGAAAGAGAAGGUGAUGAUGUCGAAGAUGGCGUCGAGACUGCUACUGAAGCAGGUCGCAGUGCCCGUAAAAAAGACUCAUUCAGUGAGCUACGAGAUAUCGAAUCGACCCAAGUCGAUGUAUCCACAACGACAGAACGUGUCGUGGGAUCCAGCAUCGAGAUACAUUCUCCCGCACGUGGUCGUCGCGAGCAUGCUCCUCCACGCGAGAGAGGCGCUCGUGAUGAGUGGCGUAGAAGGGACGUGUUAAGAUUAAAACGAAAAUCUCAGGAUGAAAUAAUUGUUUAGCAACACAUUUUUGAGCUCCAAGAGCAAGAUUAAAUAUGACUUAUCCAUAUACAGUGAGAAACAUCCUUAUCUCACACGUUUCUUUAUUGACGCCCUAUUUAGAAUUAUUAUAUUGUUUUAAAGUAUUGUUGCAUUGUAGGAUUUAGAUGACGAAGUGGUGAUAGGGCAGUGUUAUUGACAAAAAUUUGCCCGUGCUAAUGUAUUGAAACCACUCUAAAUACUUAAUUACUGUGCAUAAUCGCAAUGUGAAUGCGUAAAUAAUCAUGAAAGUUUGGUUAUCCAAAACAAAUAAGUAAAACUAAAAGUUUGUAAUUUAAUGUUAUGUACAAUGUUCCACGAGAAUUUCAAAAUGAAAAUCUGGCAAACAUAUGCACAAAUGUAAAAUUGUGCCAAUAAAACAAACACAUUGAUGCCUGUGACUUUUUUAAGACAACGUUUUGUGGUUUUGACCUCAGAAAGAGCACUUGAUGGCUUAGCUUUUCAUUUUGAAAAUGAAUGAAUAAUUUUAGAAAUUGCUUGUAAAAAAGAUGUACAAAGUCUAUAUAAUGUAUUAUUUAACUGAAAUAGUCAAUAGCUUAAGAAUAUUUAGCGUAAAAUAGGAUUGGGAACGUGUUAGUCAAUGUGGGAUUAACUUCUAUCGUUGACAGGUCAGCUCCAUUUUUUUAUCUCUAAAAAUUUUCCAGGCUCAGAUUAGUGUUUAUGUAAUUAUAUGUUAUAAAUUAGUUCUCUCCGCAUUGUUAAGCUAUAAAGUAUUACAAUAUGUGAAGAAAAUGUA
Messenger RNA from Xenia sp. Carnegie-2017, 5277 nucleotides. Its product is annotated as protein jagged-1-like. The transcript is spliced from 21 exons. Lineage: Eukaryota; Metazoa; Cnidaria; Anthozoa; Malacalcyonacea; Xeniidae. Gene Ontology annotation, molecular function: calcium ion binding; Notch binding. The coding region runs from base 438 to 4502 and encodes 1354 amino acids. Gene Ontology annotation, cellular component: plasma membrane; protein-containing complex. The record is from RefSeq and is a predicted model, not a curated record. Gene Ontology annotation, biological process: heterophilic cell-cell adhesion; establishment or maintenance of epithelial cell apical/basal polarity; cell communication.